AGACAGAUUUCAACUCAAUUCAAAUUUGAACGCAGCGGAUGUGUUGUUUGUUCGCCUCGAGCGGGAUAUUUGAUUAUUCUCAUUUAAGUACUUUCACUACUGUGAUUAUUAAAGGUGGUGCACACCUAAAGGAAAAUGAUGGGGAGCAGAAAAAGUCAAGCCUUGGCUUCUUCCCUUGUAACCGACAUCAAUCAUGCCAUGGCAAGGCUGGUGGACAUCUGGGACAGUAUCGGAAUCAUGGAGGAACAAAGGAUUGAAAGGAUGCAGACUGUUAAGAAAUAUAUAGAGGACCUUCUGAAGGACAUGAUCACUGAAGAGGAGUCGCUGAGGCACCGCAUCAAAACCAGCAUCAUUACGACUCGGAAGCAGUUGGAGUCGCUGUCCCUCGAGUUGUCUUUGGAACCAUAUAAAGUAGAGGAUGACCUGACAGUUCUUCAGCUGGAGAAGAACCUGCGCUGCCAUCUGGAGGUCCUGCAGAAGGAAAAGAGCGAGCGUCUGAGGGAGCUAAGUGAUCUGACACAGCAGGACGAGGAGCUGUGUGUGACACUGUGUGCUACACCCUACUACAUUCCCACUGGCAGCAUGCCAUCUCAAACACAACUGCAGGAGCUCCGUGAGCACAUCGAGAAGCUUAGCAAGGAAAAAGAGAGCAGGGUGAAGGUGUUUUCUGGGCUCCGCGAGGACAUACGAGGUCUGAUGGAAGAGAUGGGCCAUGAGCCGGAAACUAGUCUGGAGCGAGAUUCCGUCUGUUCCGACACAGACAUCUUCUUGCUCACACAUGAGAACAUCAAAGCUCUCAAGCUGUUGCUCAGCCAGCUGGAGAUGAAGAAGGAAUCUCUUAUUUCAUCCCGUGACAAACUUAAGGAUCGUGCUACAAGCCUAUGGAAUCGCUUGAGCUGUCCGGACGAGGAGGCACAGGAAUUCAAACAGGAGCCACUCGGCACUUUCUGUGAUGACAUCAGAAGGUGGCAGAGGGUGGUGGAUCGUCUCGAGCUGCUCCAGAGGACCAAACUAGAGGAGGUGAUUGAUAAAGUACGACAAGAGCUGGUGGUCUUCUGGGACAAGUGCAUGCUUGGUCCAGAACAGCGAGAGCCUUUUAAUGUCCACUUCUGUGAUGUUAAUUACACGGAGGAGCUGCUCAGCCUGCAUGACUCUGAGCUUCUGAAGGUGAAGCACUUUUAUGAGGAAUCGCGUCCAUUACUGGAGAUCAUUGACAAAUGGGAGAGGAACUGGGCUCUCUUCCAGGAUUUCGAGAGAAAGGCAGCAGAUCCGAAUCGCUUCUCCAACAGAGGAGGUUCUUUAUUGAAGGAGAGUAAGGAUAGAGCUAAAGUGCAGAAGCUGCUCCCAAAGCUCGAGGAAGAUCUGAAAUGGCAUGUGGAGGCUUGGGAAAAGAAUCAAGGCUCAUCAUUUCUGAUGAGAGGACAGAAGGUGAUGGAGUACAUCGCUAAACAGUGGGAAGAGCAUCGCUCACAGAAAGACAAAGAAAAGAACGAUCGUAUGUCUAAGAAAGCAGACGGCACUCAGUUUAAAACCCCAAGUAAGAGGCCCCAUGGAGCAGCCAACAACAGCGUGACCCCCAGCAAGAUACGGAAGAUGCCUAAUCAGCCUUCGUUGCGCACCACAACGAUGAGCAGCAGCACCAGCAGUGCUUCCAGCACUUUUUUGUGUGUAUCCAGCAAGCCUCCGCUCUCAGCCAAGCAGAGGCUUAAAACAUUUGAGGCAAGCUCAGCCCCUCGGACACCACUGCAGGAGUUCAACAGCGAUAAGAAGCUCAUCCCUAUCACCUACUCUGACUUUACAAAUGAGUUAUCGAGAAAGGCCGAUCACGAUGCUGUUCUGAACUCCACUGUUAAAGAUGUGCUCUAACUCAUCUUCAAAAUGUGCAGCAUUUCAUUUUAGGUCUUUCAAGGGCAGCUGUUAUAUAUUCAUUUUUAAUUCCUAAGGCAUUUAUCUUUCUCAGGUAAUAUUUGUAUUUACAUUUGUACUAUGUUUUUAAGCGCCUUUUUUUUUUUAGCAGUGGUUGUUUUUUUGUUUUGUUUUUUUCUCCUGUAUACAGACAUGUAUGAUCUCUUUUUAUACAAAUGAUCUCUUUUUAUACUUUCUUUACAUUGCAUCUAUUUCACAUGCUUUUAAGCUGAGCACCUUAAAAGUACACAUGUACAUAUUACAAAUGUGUAUUCUGUUCUCAUAAAAACGAAAUAAAUAUCGAAAUUUGUGUCUUCA
Tachysurus fulvidraco (yellow catfish) is the source of this 2223-nucleotide messenger RNA. RefSeq lists its product as uncharacterized. Gene Ontology annotation, cellular component: cytoplasm; spindle; mitotic spindle midzone. Gene Ontology annotation, biological process: microtubule cytoskeleton organization; mitotic spindle midzone assembly. The coding region runs from base 136 to 1866 and encodes 576 amino acids. The record is from RefSeq and is a predicted model, not a curated record. The transcript is spliced from 14 exons. Gene Ontology annotation, molecular function: microtubule binding. Lineage: Eukaryota; Metazoa; Chordata; Actinopteri; Siluriformes; Bagridae.